This is a messenger RNA of Plasmodium cynomolgi strain B, 759 nucleotides long. RefSeq lists its product as hypothetical. The transcript has 6 exons. The record is from RefSeq and is a predicted model, not a curated record. The coding region runs from base 1 to 759 and encodes 252 amino acids. Lineage: Eukaryota; Apicomplexa; Aconoidasida; Haemosporida; Plasmodiidae.
AUGGAUCAAAUUCGCAGCCGGCUCGACCACUACCAGCCUAACGACAAAACCAAAGCCUAUUGCAGGAAGUAUAUUUUUUUUGUGACCUUUUACACUUUUUUUGUUUUAAUCCUGCUCAUCUACAGCUUCUUUUCAACCAAGCUCUCUAUCUAUGGGUGGCUGCUUUUCACAAACCUCUAUUUCUGCGUCUUCCCCAUUUUUUCCUUCAUCGGCAAAUCGUACAUCCCUUCCCUGCUGGUAACGCCGAAGCAGAAGAGAAAAAAUUUAACAAAGAUUCUACAAUUGGAUGCUUUUGGUUUCCAGCAUAAUUUCCAUUUAUAUUAUUAUCGAGGGGUACUCUUUCCUGGCGCUGCGCUGAAGCGCGACCUGGCCACGUUGACUAUGCCAUCCGCGUUGAUUGGGCCGUCCACGUUGACCACGUUCUAUACGUUGGCUUUGCUGACCAUGUUAUGCCUGCACCUUUUUCCCACCAUUUCCGUAAUUGUUUCCCCCCCGCGCAGCAUCUUCACCUACAGCGCGAAGGACCUCUCACUGAUGAUCACCUAUGGCGUCCUAACGUGGGUCAACACGGCGCUCUGUUGGAAGACCACCCAGAGCAUUUUUGACGGGGUGAGGACGCAGCAUAGCCUCCUGGACAAUCUAAACCCAAAAUCGAAUGGCAAAAAGGGAAACAACAACGACGACAAAAAAUGGGGACUGAAGAAAAAGUUCUUUGGCAAAGGAAAAACCACGAAAGAUUCUCAUUAUGUGGAGGUCUGA